UAUAACUAUAUUCUUUGCUGAGGGUGAGAAUACGAAUAUAAAUAAUCUUUGGUCAAGUUUGGUGAGUGCACUGAGUGGUGACAUUGUGUUCGCGUUUACUCGUGUUCAGUCGUUUUGGUUUAGCUUUAUUGAAAAUAAUAAUACGAAACAUGCUGUUUCAACAAUCGUGAAGCCACAGUGACAGUAGUGUUUUAUUAUUAUUUGUAUGUUGAUACAAAAUGUAUCUAAUUUUAUACUAUUAAUUUGAAACUUUAUGGCAGUUUUUCUAGAAAUGUAAAUAUUGUGUGUAUUUCUUGAUAUUCUGACGUUCAUAGUAUGAAUGUCGUUUAAACAAGGACACGGUUAAUAUAAUAUAUCGAAUAAAACUACACAAUGGCCGCUCCUGGUACUAGUAACACAUGCCUCAAUGUCCUGUCGUGUGCUGCAGUAAACCAAUUGGGCCUGAAGAGCCCUGAUUUUGGUAUGGCGGUAGCAGUUCCUCAACAUUCUACUACGUAUGAUGCCCGUUCCAUCUGUGGUGGUGAUUCUUCUUCUGAUGCACACUCUCCUGAACUCCCAAGACCUAAGGCAAGUGACAGAGAAUGUCGCAUCAUCGCAGAAAAGCAUAGACGAAGUCAAUUUAAUUCUGAAAUAGCUCAAAUGAUGACUCUUUUAUCAGAUAUAGUGCACUCUCAACGUAAAGUGGAUAAGACAAGUGUCCUAAGACUUGCAGCCAAUAAACUACGCAAUGAACAUGUAUUUGGUGAUUCCAUAAAAUGUGGUCAUCUUGAGACAUGGUCAUCAGCUAUUUUAAAGUUCUUCGAUCUAGUUGGUGGUUUUAUGAUUGCAGUAACUUGUCGAGGAAGAAUUUUUAAUGUGUCUCCUAAUGUCCAAGAGAAGUUGGGUUAUUGCCAUGUUGACCUUCUUGGUCAAGAUAUUUAUAAUUAUGUUCACUGUGAAGAUAAGGAAACAUUAAGAAGACAUAUAUACCCAGUUGAAUUACAAACUGGUUGUGAUGCCAAGCUUUUUGAGCAACAUCACAAUUUUAGCAUAAGACUUAUGCGGGCAGGAGCUAGGGCUGACCCUCCUAAGUAUGAGAGGUGUCGUAUAGAUGGGAUGCUUCGCAGGUCCGAUAAAGCUACAUCAAAUGGUGUGGAGGAUGAAAAAACAAUACGGAGGCAAAGAGUCAGACAUCAAAGAACAUUCUCUUCUAGUGGUAAUGACUUUGUUUUUAUUGGUAUGGUACAUUUAAUAACAAGCUCUUUGCCUCCACGGUUGCUACCACCAUCCGCCUAUUCAGAAUAUUGGACCAGACAUUUGAUAGAUGGCCGAAUAGUGCAAUGUGACCAAAGCAUCUCUCUGGCAGCUGGUUACAUGAUUGAAGAAGUAACCGGGACAUCUGCAUUUGUAUUUAUGCACAAAGAUGAUGUGCGCUGGGUUAUUUGUGUACUGAGACAAAUGUAUGACCAGAGCAAGGAGUUUGGUGAAUCUUAUUACAGACUUGUAUCAAGGUCUGGGAAUUUUAUACAUAUGAGAACAAGAGGUUACCUUGAAAUUGAUAAGGAUAAAAAUGUUCAAAGUUUUGUUUGCAUUAAUAGUGUAAUAGAUGAAGACUAUGGUCAACGAAUGAUGGAAGAAAUGAAGAGAAAAUAUUCAGUAAUGGUUGACAUGGACAAAAACCAAGUGGACAAUAGUACAACAAUUGACGACACCCCUGUCGAGCAUCCUAAACGCUUAGAAAGAAUUGUCAAACAUCUUGUUGAGCCAGCAGUGAGUGAAACCUUUGAGCUUGUUGCUCCAUCUGAGGAGAAUAUUAUAACUGCAAUUAAGAAUAGUGAAAAAGUGGUGCAAAAGACUGGUGUACGGUUUGACACGCGGAAAAGGAAAAAUUCUGAAGGCAGUGAUAGUAAUGAACAUUUAAAAAAGCACAGUAGCCUAUCCAGCAGCUGAAAUGUUGUUGUAGAACAACAUGACAUUGGUGUCCUUUGAAGCAACCUGUUCAAUUGUUAGUUGUAAGUUCUAUUUUGAAAUUGAUUUAUGCUUUAUGUCUGUAAUAUGAAUGUUGAUAUUAAAUUAAUUGAUGAAUUGCCAAUUUAAGUCCAUUCGGUACGAAGAUUAUUUUAACUAUAUGAGUUUUGGUUGCAAGGUUGUAGUACCUCUAGUUUAAAUUUAAUUGACUCUCUGGUGAAUUUCUAUUCUGUAUUUAUAUACAUAUCUCAGUGAUACUAGAUCCCAAUAAAGUCAGAUUAUUUUAGAGGCUAAUGAUACAAUAAUUCGACCGUUAGCUCAGUGAUUUAGAGCACCGGCACGGAACGCCGGAGGUUGUGGGUUCGAAUCCCCCAUCGUUCAUAAAAUUUUGUUUUUCAAAUUUUAUUUGUGUAAUACAUACAUAUAUAUCGGAACUAAUAUCUUUACUACCUUUUACAAGUGGAAGGCUCCUUUGCACAGGGUGCCUGCUAGAUUAUGAAUACCACAAUGGCAGCUAUUUCUGCCAUGAAGCAGUAAUGUAUUAACAUAAAUUUGUUCAAUGAUAACAGAUUGAUGAUGAUAAUUUUUUUUUUUAUAUUAUAAUAAGGUUUGACGAAUUUACUAAUCGCAGGGUGAAAAUCAGUAGGAUUUAACAAUGAAAAGUAAACCUUUUAAAUAAGUUAUGAUCACACAGGGCUUAUCAGAUCACAUAACAAAUUUGUGAUGUGUGCAGCCGUGAAGAAAGUACUGCCACCUUUCUAUAAUAAUCUUCAUGUAUGUUUCAACAACAAAAUUCAAUGUUAAUUUGUCAAAAAAGUUUGUAUUUAAAUGAAUGGAAUUGCUCUACUUAAAACUCAGGCAGGAACAAUGUAAUGUAUUAUAUUUAAGAUUAAGCCAACAUCAUCAAAAUCAUGUCACUCACUUGGGUUAAAAUUAAAUAAUCUCAGUUACUUACAAUGUUUUUGCUGCAAGGAAUUGGUGUUUUACCUAUACCAUUUUUGUUUUAUUUAUAAAUAAUAAACAAAUUACAUUUACAACAUAUUCAAUAUGAUAUAUAUUCUUCAGCAAACCAUAAACUCAUUCAAGUUUUACCGUGUACAAGGGAUGUUAAAAUAUUGAUUUUUUUUAAACCCAAUUUUAAUUUGCAUUUUUUAAACCCAAUUUUAUUUUAUUUUUAAAGUUAAUAAUAAUAUAAUUAUAUUAUAUAUAUUGUAGUAAAUUUGUGUACACUAUUAUAUUGCAAAGGGUAACUGGGUUUUCUGAUGAUGAAUAACAUAAAAAUUAUUGAUUUUCAUCUCCUGCCAUUGUUAUUAUCACUAUCAGCAUAGCAUGAAAAAACCAAAAAAAAUGUAUUAGUAGGUAGCUAGCAGAUAUUUCAGUCUACCCUCAUUUAAACUCUCAGAUCAUGGUAACAUCAUAUUAAUAUUGCCCAAUACACUUAAAAACCAAGAUAGUUUUUGAAGGUAAUAAUACCGUAGCAAAAUUAUUUUAUUACAUUUUUAUAGAUUACUGUAUGCGAAAAGACUUUUUCCCUGGUAUUAUAUUGCAAAGGUUAUUAAGUAUUUUAUGGAUAAUUAAUUAAGUAUAUUAUAUUGUAAUAGAAGAAAAAAUUGUCAUUAAAACGUUUUCACUUCUGUGGUCUGAAGCACACACCAUAUUUUAUAUUGUAACAGUUAUUUGACACGGUUGCGAUCAUGUUAGUUACUCCAUACAUAACAAUUUUGAUUUUAAAAAAAACAUAUUCAAAAGGGAACCAGAGAGUCAUUAAAGUAUUUGUGGUAUCUUGUUAAAUGACUUGACAUUUGACAAUGAAUUUGAAUAGGUACUCUAUAUGAUUAUGUAUAUUUUUGGGGUACCUAAACCAAAUGGGGUAGGAAAUAAAAUUGAUGUGUGUUGAAUUAAGUUUUUGUUAGUAAGUAACAAUAGUUCUAAUAAAUAUAAUUGCUUGCCAAAUAAAUUCGUUAUUAAUAAGUCAGUACUUUAUAUACAUGAAUAGUGCCAUGUUUCAAUUGUUCGAUAUGGGCAUGAUGACAGAAGAAUCAAAGAAUAAUAAUGAUUCUUUGACUAAAAAAAAUGUCCUUGUUAACUGAAACAUGAAUGACGUUGAUAACCGCUUGAUGUUUUGGUAUAACUUCUGAGGCGUGACGUUACAAAUGACCAGCAUUUUGGCGCGCAUUUCGAAGUAGAUUGAUAAAUAUACAGUAAUUCGCGAUACAGCUUAUCAAGUUGCUGAAAUAAAUGUAUUAUAGAAGAGGAAUUCAAAUUUUGUCAUCAUGCCUAUUGCCAGUAUGAUUUCAAAUCAUAUUUUUUUUUAUUUUAUAAUAUAGUAAUUAAGUUAUCUGUGGAGUAUACGUUGCUUCCAAAGAGGUCGAAGAUGCUCAAUACUGUAUCGAAUUAAAGUAAUACUACUAAUACUACAGGUCAAUGAAGAAAUGUAUUAUUUUAACAUGGUUCAUAUAAUUCGCUGUAAAAUAAUACAUUCAUAUAUUUUGUGAUAUCAUUUAAGAUCAGUAUUACAGUAAGCGUCUCAACACGUUAUCCGUAAUAUUGUAGUGUUGUCCUUUUUAUGCACAGUUGUGAAGACAGUGACAAACACAGAAUUUGAUCACUAAGUAUGUACAGACAACUUGUUGAAUACGGACCUUAAUACGUAAUCCACGAUCAAGAUUAUUUCGUCUCUUAUGCAUAGUUAUGGGGACAGUAUAAAUUGGUAGUUUAGAUUUUUUAAAUAUCUAUUUGGUACUCUGCAGACUGCAAAUGAAAGGGUUGUGAAUUGUGACGAGAUGGGAUUGUGAUUAUAUUUAAUCCGUUCAUUAUUCGGUAAUAAUAUAGGAAACUGGGAAUAAGUGAUACACUAUUGAAAACAUAAAUUUAGUAUACUUUUUCAUGUAAUGUCUCUAAGCAACGAGCGAAAUUGCAAUGUCGCUCAGAGUUGUAGGUUCAUAUUUAACUAUUUUAAUCCAUAUAUAAGUAAGAAUAUGACGCAGUAUGACAGAUUCUAUUCCGAGAUCGAACUGUUGGAGGCGUUCCGGAUAUAAAAAUUGGAUAUAACAUAAGACAAUAUUUAUGCGUAUCUACUGGACAAGAUGUAAACUAUUAAGUAUUUUGUAAGAACAUUGUACAACUAGAAAAUCAAGUAUUUUUCAAAUAAAAUACAAACAAAAUAAAGUACAAAUUGAAACUUUGUAAUUCUACUUAAGAAAGAACCCUACGCCUAUCGGAAUUAUAGUUAAACAUAAAUUAGUCCUGUUCUUCAGAAAUACUUUCUAAACCUCACAAACUUGCCGCUCCUGUUAACGAAAAGAACCUGCAGCACAGAUAGCAGGUUGAUCUUAGUUGAGCUCAAACCCGAGAACUCCGGAUCGAAGGAUAUUUUUUUUAAAGUAUCUUAUUUUCUACGCGACGUGACAAAGCAGUGCAUAGUCUCGUCUACAUCCUCUCUCGUCGUUUCUAACUUGCUGGCCUCGAUCAUAUCCGCCCAGUUUGAUGACAUCGCCUCGACCGUCCCUGUCUUGAGCGUUCGGCUUCUUCGAAAUUUCGGCCACGUCAAUAGGCGCCGCAACCUCACACCGUGGUUGGUGUAAGACUGGUGUGUCGCCGAUUAAUUAUGGGCUGACGUUAAGCGCGAGAGUAACUAACAUUCAGCUUAGCAUUCCAAACGCUGAUAAAUCUUUGUGAAAAAAAAACUGAAAGUAUAAAGAAGCAACACAAGGUAUCAGAUAUUCCCAGUUUCCCAGAGUAGUUACUAUUGGUAUGGUGUAUGGUGAUGCAGGCGAAUGUUAUAUAAUGGUGCGUCAACGAAACGAGAUCUGACUUUGUAUUUGUAAUAAAUGUAUAUUAUAUGA
This is a messenger RNA of Leptidea sinapis, 5792 nucleotides long. It is a transcript of the gene MET1, whose product is annotated as aryl hydrocarbon receptor nuclear translocator-like protein 1. Gene Ontology annotation, cellular component: transcription regulator complex; cytoplasm; aryl hydrocarbon receptor complex. Gene Ontology annotation, molecular function: DNA-binding transcription factor activity, RNA polymerase II-specific; RNA polymerase II cis-regulatory region sequence-specific DNA binding; protein dimerization activity. The transcript has a single exon. The coding region runs from base 373 to 1929 and encodes 518 amino acids. Gene Ontology annotation, biological process: regulation of transcription by RNA polymerase II. Lineage: Eukaryota; Metazoa; Arthropoda; Insecta; Lepidoptera; Pieridae. The record is from RefSeq and is a predicted model, not a curated record.